AAAGAAAGAAAGAGAGAGAGGGAGAGGGACAGAGAGGGGGGGGUAUGUGAAUGGAUGUUUGUCUCCGCCCCCUUUUCAUGGUGCCUUCUUGACGGUUAGCAGUGUGAAAUAUUCACUUUACUGCUUCAGACCAGAGCACACACUCUGUGACACUGAUGGACGGUGUGUGUGCACGUGUGUGUGUGCACAUGUGUGUGUGUGUGUGUGUGUGUGUGUGUGUGUGUGUGUUUGUGUAGGGCGAAAGGCUUCAGGGACGAGUGUGUUAUCAGGACGUGUCUCCUCUCAUAGUUUUCCUCAGAUCUGAUGAGGACACGAUCGAGUUCAGGGCCAGAAAAUCUGCUGAACUGUCACGUGAGCUCCUGCUGUUUCCAUAGAAACGCCGGCAUCAUGGGUAGCGUCAGCAGUCUAAUACCCGGCACUAAGAACUGCAGAGGUUCGGAUCAGAAGCUGAAAAAAGGAUUUCAGUGUAAAAGAGGCAGAUUGCUGAAGCACGAACACAACGGCAAAAACAACAACUCCGAACUCGGCCACAUCUCCGCCGGAACCGGCAACACCGACGACUUCUUCUACAUCAAAGUGAGCCACACACCCAGAGGAGAAGAAACGACGGACGAGGCGGGCUCGAGGAGAACGCCGACAGAACUGAGCGUGUGCACGAGAUUAGAGCAGACGGCAGAAGGCUCUUUUAUGGCACAGUUCUCCCGGAGCAGCAGCUCUUCUGUAGAAACCCACAACAGUUUGAGCACAAUUCUGGGAACCAACCUCAGGAAUAUCGACCGUCCAAAAGCCCAGACACCGGAACCAAAACAGAACAUAAGCUCGGGAUCUCCGUGCGAUUCCGGGAUUUACGGUUCCAGCUGGACCAACGACGCCGCUAACAGCAGGACUAAAUUGACUGGUGGGUUUAAUGGAGAUGGCAGGACGUCCAACUCCAGCAUGAGAUCCACAAGCGUGUUGAGUGACUGUACCUCCGGCCCGACGAGCUUAAAAACCGACACUACUACUAAAACUGUGGAACUCACCCACACCAGCCCUUCCUCUGAGAGGAAUUUUCCAAGUUCACUGGUAUCUGAACUGUCUGAGGAACAACAGCUCUACGGCUCGGAGGUAUCCCAGCAUGCUUUGCGGGCUCAGCAGCUCCUCCAGCUGCAGGUUAUUCAGCUCCAGCAGGAUAAAGAUCGACUCCAGGAAGAAGUGGAUCAGUUGAUAAGGGACCGAGAUUCAGCAGAGAGUCAACUCAUCUACAAACACCAACACACCCCCAUAACAGCCACACUGGAAGAGACACAGUGGGAGGUUUGUCAGAAAGUAGGUGAAAUCUCUCUGCUGAAGCAGCAGCUGAAGGACUCGCAGGCUGAAGUGACCAGUAAGCUGAGCGAUAUCGUGUCUCUAAGGGCUGCAUUGAGAGAAACCAGGAGUAAAAUGGAGGAGCUGGUGGAGAAACAGCGUGAGUGUGAGGAGGCACUGCGCUUAAGGAACACUGAGAUGGAGGUCUGUGAAAACGAGCUGCAGAGGAAGAAGAACGAAGCAGAGCUGCUCAGAGAGAAAGCAGGAAAGCUGGAGACCGACGUCAAAACCCUGAAUCAAGAUCUCCUGGUGGCCAAAGAGGAACAUUUAGAGCUGCUAAAAGUUAAGGACCAGCUGCAGGAGCAACAAAAUCUUCUGCAGGUCUUGCAAUCCAAGAAGGUUGACAGAGAAACAUCAGAAGACCUUGAUGUCCUUCAAAAGGAGGUGGAGAGACUGCGUGAGCAGCUGGAGGAGGAGAAGAGAAAGAAGGAGAAGAUCCUGAGCAGCUUCCAACAUGAGAAACAGACAUGGAAUAAAGAGAAGGACAAAGUGAUACGUUACCAGAAGCAGCUGCAGUGUAACUACUUGCAGAUGCACAGAAAGAACCAGGAGCUGGAGAAAAGACUGAAGGAACGAAAUGGCAAAGUGGAAAACAGGACAGAAAAGGACAGGGACAGGACACAGCAGGAGACGGACGUCCGAAAGACAGAUGUGCGCUACAGUGAAAUGGUGGCCACUGAGAUAUGAUGCAGUGUACUAUUCCAUUCACAUCUUUAAUGCACACUUGCCCGCUUCAGUUCGGUUCGGUUGUCAAGGUCCACUUGUAGAAAAAAGGUUCCUCACGGGUUCCUCGGAUGGUUCUGCUUCAUUUUAGCAAGAACCCUCCUUUGUUUGUUUGUAGUUAUAUUCACAGCCGUCCUUCAGACAGAUGAACCAAAGGAGGUUUUACUAGAUAAAAAGUAAUCUUCAUAAGUUUUCCCAGGAUUGUGUCUGGUGGAUUUUAGCCAACCUUAUUCUGCUACCUAGUAAGUAAGCUAAGUAGGCUAGAUAUUGAGAAAUUCCAUCAGUCUUCCUGCUGAAGACAAAACCUGUUCCUAACAUCACUCCCAGCUACAUACUGUAAAAGUGGGAACUAUGGUCACAACAUGGAAAUGGUGUUAACGUAACAGGAUCGUAACACGUCACACUCUCUACUGACACAACACCAAAAGUGUAACUGAACUUUAACGUUUUGUCUAGAUUUUAUGAUUAUUAUUUUUUUUAUGAUUGUAAUUUAUUCGUGAGUGAAGCUCAUCACCCCGACAGUUUUUUAUAUUGUUUUAUUUGCUAAAAAAUACAUCACACUGCACUAAUGCCCCUUUUCCACCGAGGCAGUUUGAGUGCAGGUUCGGAGCCUAAUUUAGAACCAGUUCUUUCUGUUUCGACCACCAA
Messenger RNA from Tachysurus fulvidraco (yellow catfish), 2718 nucleotides. RefSeq names its product leucine zipper, putative tumor suppressor 1 (gene lzts1). The record is from RefSeq and is a predicted model, not a curated record. The coding region runs from base 304 to 2034 and encodes 576 amino acids. The transcript is spliced from 7 exons. Gene Ontology annotation, biological process: regulation of dendrite morphogenesis; regulation of synaptic plasticity. Gene Ontology annotation, cellular component: dendritic spine. Lineage: Eukaryota; Metazoa; Chordata; Actinopteri; Siluriformes; Bagridae.